AUGUCAGAGCCCUUCAGUUCCAAGCUUCCCUUGGCUCAGAUCAGCGGCAUGGCCUACAUUGGUAUCUUCAUCACUGCUUUUGGCAACGAACAACAGACACCGAGCAGCGUGGCAAUCGCUGAGACGAUUUCGUCCGUGGGCUUCGUCUCCUUUCCUGACAGAGACCUGGACCGGUUGGAGAUUGGAGGCACCUUGUCCUGGGGCCCGCCCUUUGACGUGACUUACAACCAGGACUACGUGGUGUACAUGGCAACCAGCUCAGCUGGCGGCGGAAGAUCUGCAACCCCGUUCGGCGUGGUGCCAGUUGGGACCAACUCUUUCUCUGUGCCAGUGGACACCAUGUUCAACGACUACACGCAUUGGGUUGUCUACACUCGGUCCGUCGCGUACGAGCAGACCACCCCAGUAGGCAUACAGAUUCUGGACCAAGAUGUUCUCGUCUCAGAUCUGAGCUUCGUUGACUUCGACCUGGAUCCCAACAUGCUUGGAGGAAGCAUUGAGUGGUCGAUUCCGGCAGACACUUCUGCUGCUAUGCAGUACAACAUCUACUUCUCGUAUGGAGCUGAUUACAAUGACUCCAGCAUCCGAGAUGUGUUUGUGUCCGGCCUGGCAACCACAGCGACUCAGCAAACAGUCCCAGCCGGAACGUCCAAGUUCAGCCAGGAGUUCAUCGAGGAAGUGACCUGCAACUUCACGAUUGCAGACACUGUGUUAAGCAUCGUUUACAACGGAGUUGACAUCACUCACACCGUGAACGGCACCCUGGCGGAUUGGACGAGCACAAAGCGGCUCUCUUUCCGCAAGGUGCCUGGGGCCUACCUGGUGAUCGCCGGCAGCAGUGUGAUCGAUUCGAGUUGGUGCUCCCCUACUGAAGAUGUUUGUAUCGCCGGCAAGCACUCGGUGGGAGAUUUUAACUUCUGCCUCUACGCUGGCUUCAGUAUUCGCUGUUCCGAUGGGCUGACGGGCGCAAGCGGUUGGGAGGCAUUCGGCUCCAACACGGGUGUUGACGCCAUGCACCAGGCUGGCCUCGGCUCGGGAUGGGUGCAAAGCCCGUGCAUCUCCGAAUCCGGAUUCUACCUGGUGGACGACGACGAAGGUGCCAAGAUCUGGGCUGGUGGUGGGGAGCGCCACGCCGCCUUCAGAUGGCAAAGCAUGCCCGUUGCACCCACAAGCAACGAGACAUACGGCUACAUCAUGCUCUUCGCAGAGUCUACCUUGGCUGAGCAGACGACUCCGGCGGUUCUUGCCAUUGAUGACGGCGUGUCCAGCGUCACAGCCCUCAGGUUCGUCGACGAGGACUUGUGCCCAGAUCAGAUGGGCGGAGAGGUUCGCUGGACUGGCGAGGGAUAUCUUCCUCGCGUGUCCUCCUACUCGGUCUACUUUGCUCUGGCUCCCAGCGGAAUCGGCCGGUCUCUUCUGGGCCAGGGAUUGAUUGGCACCACGAGCUUGAUCAUCCCUCAGGCCACUCUACUGCAACAAAACUUUACAGACGUCGUCAUCUACAUUGAGUCAUCUCUGGUUCAGCAGCGCAGUCCUGCAAUGAGCAUUCCCUUGGUGGACGAUUUCGAGGCCUCGUGCGAGUCGGUGUGCGCUGCAGGGGGCGCUGUGACCAUAGGCGACACAUGCUCCCCGCUGCAAGGCGUCAUUACAGGUGGUGCAAGCAUCCAGCCCGAGCAGGAGUCCGUCACUGACCUGACGCCCCCGCGCCUCUCCACCAUUGUCGCCCAAGCACCGGGCAACAUGGUCUUCAUCUCCUCAGAGGAGAACGAGGCGGACAACACCAAGAAGACCUUCAUGGUCAUGGAAGGAAUCAGCCCAGUCAAUCUGGUGAGUUUACUUCGGAAGUUGUCGAUUCCGCGCGACUUCGAUGUUCUGAGCAUGCCACAAGUCGACAACGUCGACUUGCCGAUGUUGGACACCCUUCUGCACGGCACAAACUCUCCCGGAUUUAUGCUGGCUGAAGUGACUGACGAGAUCCCGCCUCCAUUGCAGGUUGACUUCGGAAUGUAA
This is a messenger RNA of Symbiodinium sp. CCMP2456, 2010 nucleotides long. The record is from the annotation of a GenBank genome assembly. Lineage: Eukaryota; Dinophyceae; Suessiales; Symbiodiniaceae.